This is a messenger RNA of Lachancea dasiensis, 1620 nucleotides long. NCBI's taxonomy places the organism in Eukaryota, Fungi, Ascomycota, Saccharomycetes, Saccharomycetales, Saccharomycetaceae. The record is from the annotation of a GenBank genome assembly.
AUGUUCCGCCUACUUUGCAAAAAGCUAAACAACCCUCGAUUGAGUAGGAAGGCUUCAUCCGCGCCAGAUAACGCACCCAAAGCGUCUGACAAUGAGACUUGGUUGCGAAAGCUAAAACAAGAGCAUCAAGAAGCUUUGCCACGAUCAAGUCUCAUUGGAAGCGGUAAAAUUGUGUCAUCACGUUCUAGCGACUUGCUAACAGUCCCAUAUGAGGUGGUCUCAACCCCGCCAAAGACGCCUUAUAUUAACGUUAAAUCACCAUUGUCAAAUUUUAUAACCCUAAGUCAUCUCCAAACAAAAACUCAGCGGACUUCUCAUGCCAAGGAAUUUGUAGAUGUUAGGAUCCUCAAAUGUCGAAGUGGUAGCGGAGGUAACGGAGCUGUCUCUUUUUUCAGGGAUGCAGGAAGAUCAAUUGGACCACCCGAUGGCGGCGACGGAGGAGAUGGUGGCAGUGUCUACAUACAGGCUAUCGAAGGACUUAACAGCUUGGCGAAGCUCAGGACAACCUAUAGUGCAUUUGAUGGUGAGAGCGGGGCUGCGAAACAAUUGGAUGGGGCAAGAGGCAAGGAUGUUCUGAUCUCAGUUCCUGUGGGAACGGUAGUUAAGUGGUGCAUGAAUCCUGCAGAGGUUCGUAAUGCCGUUAAUUCUUACAAAAACACCGACAACCUUCCUCUUCGAAGAGUAUUAGAGAAUCAUAGGGUGGGCCUCCAUUGCACUGGCCGCUUCGAAAUGGAUCAAAAGCCCACGCAUAUCCAACUUUUCCGAGACUCGUAUGAAGCAGGUAAAGGGUGGCUCUUCAAGGGCAAAGACGAAGCCUAUCACGACGAUAAAGACUGGUUCCAAGAGCUCAACGAAAAAGUCAAGGUCUACGACGUCGAGACAAGUCAGUCUGAGCUUAAAGGCGACCGUUUCCCCCUCUACGGUUUAGAUCUGGAUAAGCCUACUCCCACUCCUCUUUGUUUGUUGAAAGGUGGCAAAGGAGGUCUGGGUAAUAUGCAUUUCUUGACCAAUAUUAUCAGAAACCCGCGUUUUGCUAAAAUCGGUAGAAGCGGUCUCGAGCAGUACUUCAUGUUCGAACUUAAGAGCCUCGCAGAUCUAGGACUAGUAGGAUUGCCUAAUGCAGGCAAGUCCACUAUUUUGAAUCGUAUUUCUAAUGCCAAACCACGUAUCGGUCACUGGGAAUUCACCACCACACAUCCUAGCGUUGGUACUGUAACGCUGGGCAUCGAUUCUCAUAGUUUUACUGUUGCUGAUAUCCCUGGCAUCAUAAAGGGCGCCUCCCGUGAUAAGGGCAUGGGCCUAGAAUUCAUCAGACACAUCCAGCGCUCUAAGGGCUGGGUGAUAGUAGUAAGCUUGGAAAGACAUAACCCUCUCGAAGAUCUCAACACUUUGCUUUUCGAGCUAGGCGGCAUUGAAGAGGUUACUAAGAAAAAUGUAUUGGUGGUGUGUAACAAAGCCGACGUGAAAUCCGACGACCCAGCCAACAUAAACAAGUUUUAUCAGAUCAGAGACUAUUGCCGGGCUUAUCAGUGGGAUGUGCUUCCUGUUAGUGCCCUCAAGAAUCAGAAUAUUGAUCUUCUAGUGCGCAAGAUGGCCAUGUGUGCUGGGAUGGCCCAGUGA